Molecule: messenger RNA, 1393 nt
Organism: Capsicum annuum
Lineage: Eukaryota; Viridiplantae; Streptophyta; Magnoliopsida; Solanales; Solanaceae
Product: CASP-like protein 5B2
Exons: 3
Coding region: 644-1108 (154 amino acids)
Cellular component (GO): membrane
Source: RefSeq, a predicted model, not a curated record
GUUAUACCAAUUCUCUUCGCAUGCUAUUACCUUGUAGCGCCAAAUAAGCGUGUUUGGCCUUGCGAAAUUUUUAUCAUUUUUUCAAAAAUUAUUUUAUUUUAAUAAAAAUUACAAUAUUUGAUCAUAAAAAUUUCAAAUAUAAUUUAAAAUAACAUUUGAAAAUUAAAAAUAUUUUAAACUUAAUUUUAUUUUACUUCUCUCGCAAAAAGUCAAAUAUUAAGUUUACUUCUUUUUUUAUAUAUAUUUUAAUAUCAGAAAUACUUUAUUUCUAAAAUACUAUGCCCAAACACAACUUCAACCCUAAUUUUAAUUUAAAAAAUAAAGUAAAUAUAUUUUUUAUUUUUAUGGUCAAACGGUGCUUAGCUGUGAUAUGUUAAACUAACUAGUAGAAGAGAGGGAGUAUAUUAUAUUUGCCUUAAUCAGCUCAACGGUUAACUUGUAUUUUACCGUCUUUGAAAAUUUGAUCUGAACAUCUUAUUCUUCACAUCCAAUCUGACAUAAGAUGCAAAGAUCUAUGCUUAACAAUUUUGGUCACUUGGGGAUACUAAAAUGAACAAUAAUACAGGGAUCUUAAGAGGGCCCUUUUAGUUUUCUUGCAAAAAGAGGGUCCGUUUUGGAGCACAAAAAAUUUUGUUGGAGGAGGAUGAAAGAGGUGAUGGGUAGUCCAGGAAGUGUGAGUGGAUUGUUAUUGAGACUUGGACAAUGUUUAUUUGCAGUUGGAUCAAUUGCUGUCAUGGUUUCUGCUUCUGGCUUCUCUAAUUACACUGCUUUUUGCUAUUUAAUUGCAUCAAUGGGGCUUCAAGUAUUGUGGAGCUUUGGACUUGCAUGUCUUGAUGUGUAUUCUUUGAGGAUAAAACAGGAUCUUCAAAAUCCAGUCUUAGUUAGCCUUUUUGUUGUUGGAGACUGGGUGACAGCAACUCUAUCACUUGCAGCCGCAUGCUCGUCAGCAGGGAUUGCUGUUUUGUAUUCAAAAGAUUUACACUUUUGCAGUAGUUCAUUGCAUCUUCCCUGUCAGAGAUUUGAGCUCUCUGUUGUCUUUGCAUUCAUAACCUGGUUUCUUAUAGCCAUUUCUUCUCAUGUGAUGUUUUGGAUCCUUGCCACGGUUUAACAUUUUAAGGGGCUGCCCUCAGAAGAUAAAUUAUUUCAGUCAUCUUGACCUCCAAGCACUGGUCACGUGUGUGUAACAUUUUCUCCCUCAGCAGUCAGUCAUCGUAGAAUUUCUUCUGAACUGAUGGACUUCUUGGAACAUCUGGGGUUAUUACUUGAACUCUAUUGAGUUCCACGUCGUUCAAGUGUAAAUUAGUGUUGUGAAGUGUUAAACCUACUAUUAGUGUUGAAGUGUUGAAGCUGCAUUCAAUUUUACUGAGAAUCUGAACAAGCACGUUUGCGCUUU